GGCCCUUCGUGCAGCAGUGCGAUGUGAUCACGAUGUUUGGUCCUCGCAGAGUCUUACAGUCUCGGCUCCGGCUACUUGCGCCUCAAUCCAUCUCGCGGUCCAGGCUCCAAGCCUCCAGAAACGUCAGCUCUGUCGCCCCGAGCCCCACGACUGAGCCAUCCAAGUGGCCGCGACGCCUGGUCUACGCCGCCAUCUUCGGUACUCUGGGAUCAUUCGCUGGAAAAUGGAUGGAUGAGAAGGUCUCCGCGCCCCCGCGACCGGGAUCCCACGAGGACCGUCGUCGAUUGGAGGACAUCCAUCACGUAUACGAACACCAGCUCCCCAUCGUGAAGAAACUACGCAACGACCCGGAUUACAUCGAGGAUAACGUCUACGUGAACUACUCAGAUGACGACAAGAUGAAUCGCUUUACGUCUGGCUUGCUGCGGGGGAGCAGAGGAGUGGCGUUCCAGAAAAUAUUCUGGAACGACAAGGAGAAGAAGGCUGUAAACAUCGUCUACCUGGGUACCGGCAUCGAAGGUUGGCCAACAGUGGUCCACGGUGGUGCUCUUGGCACCAUCAUCGAUGAGCAUCUGGGCCGUGCUGCGGUACGGCAUCUUCCGGAGCGUACGGGGGUCACUGCGAACCUCGAGAUCAACUACCGGGCCCCUGUCUUUUCCGGUCAUUUCUAUACCUUCUACGCCACGCUCGACCAGGAACGCAGUACCGAUCGGAAGGCCUAUGUCACGGGUGAGGUCCGCGACCCCAUGGGUCAAGUGUGUGCCCAGGCGUCUGGCCUCUUUGUGGUUCCCAAGAAAUACGAACUCCGGACCCUCGGAGAUCGUUUCUGAGAUCUCGCGCUUGUCGAUGGCCCCGGGUUCUGCUGGUGCAAACGCUAUCCACGCCACGUGGGAUGGCCAGACUCCUGGCGUCUGUCUGUGUUGUGUUCUCGGAAUUUCCACUACGCACCCGACAAUCCACAAAACCCGGGAAAGAAAUUGCCCAGGACACAGGGCACUACACUUCAUGUCUAAGCCCUUAACUGCGGUUGAUGUGCAACUUCCUUUCCGGUACAACUUUGCACAUGAUAUAUAGAAACCUGGAUUUGCAUCUAAGGCCAAUAAAAGUGAGCCGAGACAGUUGGACACCAACCCUCAUUUUAAAGGAGACCACCCCAGUAGUCCAUGUUUCACUCCAGCUAUCAUACCUUAGUGUUUGCUUAAGUUUUGACGGGAUUUUGUCGGGGAGAGAGAGCGUCGAUUGGUCGGGACAGACAAACUGACUGGGGGCGGAUCCUUCUCCACGCUCUCCACCCCCGCCUUCUCACCUUCGACCUUACUCCACUUGGACAAUUUACCCUGUUAGUCCCUCAAGGUCGGCAUUCGGCAUUCUCUCUUUACGGCUUGAUCGCACCAGAGUUUGAGAAAAUGCCUCGGUUGCAUUUAAAACGCGUCGUCUUCGGGCCCAUCAGCCGAUUGAGCUUUGGAAUGUACGCUCAGACCCACGCAUGGGCGUC
Molecule: messenger RNA, 1495 nt
Organism: Aspergillus candidus
Lineage: Eukaryota; Fungi; Ascomycota; Eurotiomycetes; Eurotiales; Aspergillaceae
Product: PaaI family thioesterase
Exons: 3
Coding region: 33-830 (265 amino acids)
Source: RefSeq, a predicted model, not a curated record